AUGUUACAAAUAUCAUGGCCUGGGGUGGUCUUUGGCCUUCUCACGUCCACGUCAGCGACACCCUACCCCAAACCCAAUAAUCCAGGGUACAACUGUACCCCUGGACAAUCUUGUUGGCCGUCGAACGAUGAAUGGGAGAGUUUCAACAGCAGUCUAUCCGGAAACUUGUACCGCACAGUUCCUUUGGCAGCGAGCUGCUAUUAUAACUCUCCACACUACGACCUUUCGUCCUGUGAAGUUGUCGCAGAGAACUACACAAUAAAUCAGGAACGAACUACUGUAUACGGCGCAUCAUCAAUACUAAAUUGGGAAUCAUGUCUGUCUCAAACUUGUGCUCUGGAUCCUUUGAACCCGUCGGAGGUUGUUUCCGAGGAGUGUUACCUCGGCCGUCUAUCUUCAUUGUAUGUUGAUGCUCGCGAAGCAAGUCACGUAGUCACUGCUGUUAAAUUCGCGAAAACGCAUAAUAUCCGAGUAAGCAUCAAAAACACAGGACAUGACUACUUCGGACGCGCUAAUACCCCCAACACUCUUGCAAUCUGGACUCACAACAUGAAAAAUAUGACGUAUCAUUCAAAUUUCACCGCUUACAAUUGCCCUGUCUCGAACGGGAAAGACAUCGGAGAGAUUGGAGCCGGUGCUCAGGCAGCGGACGUGUACGCCUAUUUCCAGAAUUUCAAUAUGGACGUGACUGGUGGCAACGAAGGAUCGGUUGGCCUUGCUGGCGGGUUUGGUCAAGGCGGCGGCCACGGUGUCUUUGGCCCUUCGCAUGGCCUAAUGGUGGAUAAUGCGGUCGAGUUUGAUGUUGUGACUGCAGACAGCCAAUUCCGAACAAUCAACCAGUGCAAUGACCCUGAGCUCUUCUGGGCUAUGCGAGGAGGAGGAGGAGGCUCCUUCGCCAUUUUAACAAGCUAUCGCUUCCAACUCCAUCCUGCCGUGAAACUCAAUGUAUACUCGUUCAUAGCCAGAUUUACGACUCAAGGCAACGAAACUGCCAACUACCCUGCACUGGAAAAGAUUCUUACACAACACGCAGCUUACCAACCCGUUUGGUCACACAAUAACAUUUCAGGACAUGCUUACUACUGGCCGAAUCAAACCGCAAUUUACCUCGUCCUGCCUUCGAACAAUGAAACUGCAUUGAAAGCCCUAACUAGUGAAUUUUCCUCCUUCUUAACGAAUCAAACGGAUAUUCAUGUCAUCGAGAGCACUUACACUACCUAUCCCACAUAUACCGAUUUUCUGACGCUUACCAAUGCCAUCGCGAAACAGCUAACACGAGGCGGAAUGUUCGAAAUUCUUGCAAGUCGGCUGAUACCGAAAACGUUAUUUGAAUCUAACAGCACGAUAACCGACUUGGUCGACGCCGUGAUUCAAGGAAUGCGCCUCAGCCAAAAGAUCAUACCCGGUGAGACCUCCAUGGCCCAAAUAAUUAUGACCACACCUGUGAAUCACCAAAAUGGCGACACGACAAGUGUCAAUCCUGCUUGGCGGACGGCUCUCUGGCAUACAAUUAUGUCAGGUGGGUGGUAUGAAGCGCUUUCUGUCUCAACUGAGGCAGAAUUAGUUGAGUCCUUUUUGGAGACCAUCGAGCCACUCAAAGAGUUGACACCUGGCGGAGGAUCCUAUUUCAAUGAAGGUCACUACUUGGAACCGGAAUGGCAAGAAACCUUUUUCGGAUCGAACUAUCCCGAAUUGCUUCAGGUAAAGAAGAAGUAUGAUCCUACCCAUUUUUUCGACUGUUGGAAAUGUGUGGGCUGGGAGGGUCCAUCAGAGUAA
Molecule: messenger RNA, 1776 nt
Organism: Talaromyces proteolyticus
Lineage: Eukaryota; Fungi; Ascomycota; Eurotiomycetes; Eurotiales; Trichocomaceae
Product: isoamyl alcohol oxidase
Exons: 1
Coding region: 1-1776 (591 amino acids)
Molecular function (GO): FAD binding; oxidoreductase activity
Source: RefSeq, a predicted model, not a curated record